Molecule: messenger RNA, 765 nt
Organism: Cryptosporidium ubiquitum
Lineage: Eukaryota; Apicomplexa; Conoidasida; Eucoccidiorida; Cryptosporidiidae
Product: RRM domain-containing protein
Exons: 1
Coding region: 1-765 (254 amino acids)
Biological process (GO): positive regulation of mRNA splicing, via spliceosome
Cellular component (GO): spliceosomal complex
Molecular function (GO): RNA binding
Source: RefSeq, a predicted model, not a curated record
AUGCCAGAGGCAAAAAAACGGGGAAGAAAGCCAAUUUUGCGAAAAAUGGAGGAGGAUAAUUCUGAGCCACAAACAUGUCAAGCUGAGGAGGGUAAUAAUCAAACUCAAUACGAAUUGGAACAGACUGAACCAGCUCAAGAAGUAUCAAAUACUGAGUCAGAUGAGAAAAACCAAACGGUCCCCCAAAUUGAGCGUAGUAACGACCCUUCAUGUACGCUUUAUGUAUGCAGGCUCUCUUUAAAAACAAAAGAAGAUGAUUUACGUAGAUUAUUUGAAGAUUAUGGUGAGGUAACUGAUUGCCAUUUAGUUACAAAUCCAUUAUCUGGAGAAAGCAGGUGUUUUGGGUUUGUAACUAUGGGUAACGAGGAGGAGGCAGCACGUGCAAAAAAUGCAUUGGAUGGAAAAGAAUAUCAAGAUGCGACUUUGAAGGUUGAGACAGCAAGACGUGCUAAGCCGUAUGAUCCUACCCCAGGAGAAUAUAAAGGACCCCAAUAUCGAUCAAUCAAAUAUAAUAAUUCAAGAACCGGGUAUCCUCGUUCUUCUCAUCGUGGCAAUUCAUUUAGGCCUUCUACUAGGAGUAGAUAUGACUAUCCACCACCAUCUCACUCGAGAGGUGAUCAGUACAACAGACACAGUGAUGAUUAUUACAACAGAUACUAUGACAACAGAUACCCUAGACCGGAUGAUUAUCACUCCUCUAGGUACCACUCCCCGCCACGUUACUCUAGAGCAGAUCCAUACGACUCAAGGUAUAGCAGACGAUAA